AUGACUCCUUUCGAGAAGAUCAUCUUCCGCUCUAAACAGCAGCCGCUUGUGCCGCUAGGGUGUUUGGGGACGUGCGUUGCUGUUGCGAUGGCUGCAAAAGGCGUCCGUACAGGCAACGCCAGGAGCGCGCAGAAGUGGUUCAGAUGGCGUGUGGGCCUGCAGGGCCUGACCAUCGUGGCUUUACUCGCAGGGUCGUUCUACUUUGACAAGACUUUGAGGGAGGGCAAGACGGAGCAGGAGCUUGCUAUCGAGAAAGCCCGUAUGAGGGAGCGGCUCUGGAUCGAGGAGCUCGAGCGCCGCGACGAAGAGAUGAAGGAACGCCAGAGACGCGCAGAACUGGCCAGAAAGCGCAAGGAGGACGCUGAGGCCUCCAAGGGCGACUAG
This is a messenger RNA of Ogataea polymorpha, 384 nucleotides long. RefSeq lists its product as uncharacterized. Gene Ontology annotation, cellular component: mitochondrion. Gene Ontology annotation, biological process: mitochondrial respirasome assembly. NCBI's taxonomy places the organism in Eukaryota, Fungi, Ascomycota, Pichiomycetes, Pichiales, Pichiaceae. The record is from RefSeq and is a predicted model, not a curated record. The coding region runs from base 1 to 384 and encodes 127 amino acids. The transcript has a single exon.